This is a messenger RNA of Pseudopodoces humilis (Tibetan ground-tit), 2622 nucleotides long. RefSeq names its product FLVCR choline and putative heme transporter 2 (gene FLVCR2). Lineage: Eukaryota; Metazoa; Chordata; Aves; Passeriformes; Paridae. The record is from RefSeq and is a predicted model, not a curated record. Gene Ontology annotation, cellular component: membrane. Gene Ontology annotation, biological process: heme export; transmembrane transport. Gene Ontology annotation, molecular function: heme binding; heme transmembrane transporter activity.
AUCGACUGGCUUUCCAUGAGCUACAUGCUCAUCUAUAUCCCCCUGCUCUUCCCCGUCGCCUGGCUGCUGGACAAGAGGGGCCUGCGCACCAUCGCCCUGGCUGGCUCGGCCCUCAAUGCCAUGGGUGCCUGGGUGAAGCUGGGCAGCCUGAAGCCGCACCUCUUCCCCGUCACUGUCUUGGGACAGGUCAUCUGUGGCCUGGCCCAGGUCUUCAUCCUGGGCAUGCCCUCACGCAUCGCCUCGGUCUGGUUUGGCUCCCAUGAGGUCUCCACCGCCUGCUCCAUUGCGGUCUUUGGGAACCAGCUUGGCAUUGCUGCAGGCUUUCUGAUCCCUCCAGUUCUGAUUCCUAAUGUGGAUGAUGUGGAGAAGCUGGCCCACCACAUCAGCAUCAUGUUCUUUAUGACUGCAGGUGUGGCAUCAGCUCUGUUCAUCCUGGUCAUCAUAGUCUUCAAGGAGAAGCCCCCGAACCCUCCAAGCCAAGCUCAGGCCUCGAUCCAAUCAAGACCGGCUGCAGAGUAUUCCUACGUGCAAUCAAUCCUCUGCCUGCUCCGCAAUGCCAACUUUUUGCUGCUCAUGGCCACUUAUGGUCUGAAUGUAGGUUGUUUCUACGCCUUGUCCACUCUGCUGAACCGCAUGGUGAUCCAUCACUACCCAGGGGAGGAGGUGAAUGCUGGCAGGAUUGGACUCACCAUUAUACUGUCGGGGAUGGUUGGGGCUCUGAUCUCCGGCAUCUGGUUGGACAAAACCAAAACCUACAAGCAAACAACGCUAGCUGUCUAUCUCAUGUCUCUGGUGGGAAUGAUAGUCUAUACUUUCACUCUGAGCCUGGGACACCUCUGGGUGGUCUUUGUGACUGCUGGAUUGCUGGGGUUUUUCAUGACAGGAUACCUUCCCCUGGGCUUUGAGUUUGCUGCAGAGUUGACAUACCCAGAAUCAGAAGGAACAUCAUCAGGGCUCCUCAAUGUCUCAGCACAGAUUUUUGGUAUUGCCUUCACCAUUGGCCAAGGGCAAAUCAUGGAUCACUUUGGGACAAUGGCAGGAAACCUCUUGCUUUGUUCUGUCCUGUUCCUGGGGACCGUUAUGACAGUUUUCAUUAAGGCUGAUCUCCGAAGACAACAGGCUAAUUUGGAACAUGAACAGACAAAAGUGUUGCCAGAAGCCUACGCUAAUCCCAUAGUCCUUGAGGAAUCACAGCUGUGAAAUGAAGGGGUGGCAAAGCUGAGAGAUACAGCCUCCCUCAUUCCCAUCUUUUCUACCUGCAUCAUCCUUCUGUCACAUGCACCCCAUGGGAAGGGGGCAGCCUCAGGACAGGAGCCCUGUGAACUGCUUGUGGAGAGUGUGAAUGAGCAAAACAAGAGGGGGGGUUGUUUUCAUGAGUUUUUGUUGCAUCUUGCUGUUUUGGUGUUUGGGAGGAAAAGUUGGGGAAAUUUGCUGUGUCCCCCCAGUCCCACCAUGUAUCCUUGGAGAGAGGAUGUGCUGAAAAAAGCCAUGGUACCAGGCUAACCCUGAGCAUGACGGUGGCACCUUGCACGUAGCAGUUAAGUGAAAGGCAGCCACACCUACUUUGUGAGCAGCCCUGGAAGAGCUGGCUCUAGGGAAUUAGAGCAAUCUAGGGAUUGCUCUGCUCUGUUUCCCAUGAUGCUCUAUGUUGCAUAGGUAGUAGUAGAGGCUUCAGUACAUUUACAGCAAGUGCAAAGCAGGGCACCAGCUGCUGCCAGCUCUUCUUUUACUAUUUGGCUUUUCUAGAUGAAGCACUCUUAAUCUGGAUAAACUUCUGCUCAGAAUUCACUGGGGUUGCCCUGAUGUUCAUACAUAUUAGGAGCAAUUAAGAGAUUGCCAAUAUGCCUCCUUCUAGCUUGAGGCAAGGACUAGUUCUGCAAUCUAAAUCUAGCUUAUCACUACAUUAGCACAAAAAUGAGUCAAACCAGUUUCCCUGUGCUGAGGACUUUGUCUUCCUCCUUAACAAGAAAGUGCCUUUUACAUGUUUUAACAUUACAUACAAACUUUUUGUGAACUGUUAUACUGAGAAAACCAGCCAAGGCUGUGUUGCUCUUCACAGCCAAGAGAGGGGUAUGAUGGAAAUCCAGCUUUGCUCCAGUGUGGAAGCUUCCCACUUCAUAAUAGAGAACAGGAAAAGGUACCCACUUGCCAGCAUUUGUGUCUUAUAGACACUGCCCAUCUAUAUGCUGUUUAUUUUCUAAACGCAAUUGUAGAUCCUUUUAUCACUUCUCCAUCCUUUCCAACAUCCCUCCCCUGAUGGAGACAUCAAGUGUCCUUAUACACCUUAAAUCAUUCAAUUACUUAUGUUUCAUUUGAGGCAGGGUACAAAAGCUGUACUGAGGUGGAAUGGUUAAAAAUACUCCUCUCUGGCAAACUAUUUUUUGACAAAAUAUUUUUUUUUGGUGAAAUUUUAAUCUUUUUUUUUUUGAUACAUUAUAUUUUGAUACAGACUGUCUUGAGUUCAUGCAGUUCUUAAACAACAUUCUCAGGCACAUGGUGUGAUUCUUAAGGGUCCUGUGCAGGGCCAGGAGUUGGACUGUGGUCCUGAUAAAUUCCUUCUAAUUCAGCAUAUUCUAUAACUGAAGUCCUAUCUUUGAUAGUUUGGGAUUGUGGAUGAGGGUU